Diabrotica virgifera virgifera (western corn rootworm) is the source of this 2625-nucleotide messenger RNA. RefSeq lists its product as uncharacterized. Gene Ontology annotation, molecular function: DNA binding. The coding region runs from base 1 to 2625 and encodes 874 amino acids. The transcript has 9 exons. Gene Ontology annotation, biological process: DNA recombination; DNA integration. Lineage: Eukaryota; Metazoa; Arthropoda; Insecta; Coleoptera; Chrysomelidae. The record is from RefSeq and is a predicted model, not a curated record.
AUGUGGCCCUUGAAUUGGCCGGCGUUGAAACUUGGGAUAGCGAUGAGAGGGGGGAAGGAGCAGCUGUUAACUACUCCAUUUAAUAAGUAUGAUAAAGAAAAAAAACAGGACCAUUUAAAACCCAAAGCAAAUAUUUUACUGGAACCAGAUGUUAAACUUAAUGAUAACAUUGAUAACGACUCACAACCUUUAAACAAAACCUUGGAUUUAUAUGAAUUUCAAGAAAAUGAUUUAGAGGAAAAAGCAUCAAAAUCGCCUGAGUACGACAAGCUGGAAGAAAAAACUUACACUCCAUUAAAAGCUGUAAAUUUUGAUUGCUAUCCAAUUUUGACCAAAAUUGACACGAAUCUAAAUACUGACCAUAGAGACUAUGAAGACAAUGAAGACUUUAGCGAGUCACGUGACACAUCCUCAUAUGUACCCGAAACGGAAAUAGAGUCUGAGGGAGGGGAAGAGGAAACUAUUAUUCCAAUUUUUAAGACCAUAAACGUAACUUGCCCUGAAUCAACUUUAACAAAGGACGAACCCUCGGAAAAGCCCCAUAUUUCUAACAUCGAAACUAAUAAUUCCAUUGUUGCCCUUUCACAUAGAAAAAACAGAGUUUGGGAUAGAAAGAAUUUCUGUCCAAUUUGUUUCGUAGAAGUGAGUCAUUUUGCAAGACAUUUGGAAAGAAAUCAUGCUGACGAAAGUCGAGUAAAAAAGAGUUUAUCUUUUCCAAAAGGAUCUAAUGAAAAGAAAACCUUAUGGGAUUCUUUACGCAAGGAAGGAAAUUUUCAUUUGUUUAGAGAAGAAAAAAAAGUGGUGGCUGUUGGAAGGCCCACGGAAGCCCAAGCAUUAGACUUUGACGAUUUUGUUGCUUGCGAAAACUGUUCUGGGGUGUACAAAAAAAAAUUUUUCUAUAAGCAUGCUAAAAAAUGCCAAGACAAACACACUGGUACAAAGUGUGGGCGACUAAAUGCCUUAACUCAAUCCCAAACAUUUUUAGCGGCUUCUCGCUGCCAAAACAGUUUUUUAUCACAGUCAAGAUUAAAGAAAGAGGUAUUUUGCAUUAUGAAAGCAGAUAAAAUAAGCGCCACCGCAAAAAAUGAUAUUUUAAUAUGUUUAUUCGGGGAAACCCAUCUUAAAAAACAUAAAAGAAAGCAAAUUGUAACAGUAACGUCCAACAAAAUGAGACAAUUAGCAAGACUUUUGAUUGCUCUUAGAGAGUUCACACCUGUUCAGAACCUAAUUGAUGCUAUGAAACCAGAAUUAUUUGACGAUUUAGUUACGGCCACAAAAGUAAUUUCGGGAUUUAGUAAUGCCGAUAAAAGCUUUAAAUCUUCAUCAUUAGCACUUCAUAUGGGUACCACUUUAAAACAAGUAUGCGAUAUAAUUAAUCGAAUGAUUUUAAAAAAAUCCCCAUUAUUUACCUUUAAAAACCCUAAUGAGGAAAAAAAAAGCAUUCGAGAUUUAAAAACAUUAUUAGAGACCAGUUGGGCCAAUGAAAUUUCUUCAUUAGCCCUUAAAACAAUGAAAGAACAGCAAUGGGAAAAACCCCAAAUACUUCCGGUGACAAGUGACGUAAUUAAGUUUAAUAAUUUUGUCAAAAAUCAGGUUGAAGACAGUGCCAAAAAAUUAAACAAACUUUUAGAAAAGGAGGGGAAACAAAAUGACAAAAAUGAUUUACUUCCUUUAUAUAAAACCUUAGCAAAAGGAAUAGCCCUUCUUUUAAUACUAAAUAGAAAACGCAUCGGUGAGAUUCAAUACCUUGAAAUUUCUACUUACAAAAGAUCAUUUGCGGAGCCCAGUGUUCAAAAAGAAAUUGCUGAAAGUUUAACUGUUUCAGAAAAACUAUUGUGUAGAAACUUUAGAAGAAUUAUUACAGGUGGAAAAGGUAGCAAACCUGUAGCUAUUUUAAUUUCUCCUUUUUUAAACGAGAAAAUUGAGCUGAUGAUUAAAAUAAGGGAAAAAAUAAAAUUAAUUCCAGAAGAUAAUAAAUACAUAUUUGCAAAUCCAAAUUCGUCGAAAGGUUGGUUUCAUGGAACAAGUGUAAUUAAACAAUUUGCAAAAAACUGUGGGGCAAAGGAUCCCAACUCUCUAACUUCUACCAAAUUUCGAAAACAGACUGCAACAAUUUUACAGAUUAUGGACAUUAAUAAUACUGACAUGGAACAAUUAGCCAUUUUUAUGGGCCAUACAAAAAAAACCAAUGAAGAAUGGUAUAGACUUCCUCAAGAUCUAUACCAGACUGCAAAAAUAGCCAAACUAAUGAUCGCUUUGAAUAAAGGUGAUGUUAAUAUUUACAAAGGAAAGAGCUUAGACGAUAUCAAUAUAGAAGAAAAUGACUACUUGGAAAUUGAAGACAUAGAAACAGAAGUAAAUGAAAUAAAUGAAAAAGAAUUAACAGAGCCUACUCAUUCUUGGAGUCCUAAAAGUAAUUUUAGCGAUGUAACCGACGAAAAGAUUGAACAAGCUAAUAAAAAUGAAAAAGUUUCGUCGAAGGGUAAAAGAAAGUUAUUUACCGAUGAAAUGACGCAUCCAAUGCAAAAUAAUAAAGGUAAAGCAGUUUUAAUAAGACGAUUGCAAGGCACCGAUGGACCGAAAAGGACAAACAAACUAUGCUUAAAUACUUUACAAGAUUCAUAA